GUGAGUGCGCAGAAGUGACGCGUGAGAGCUAACGUUGUGUAACUUUUGUAUUAGGAUUAAGAUAAUCUCGACAAGAUGGCAACUCCAGCUGAAUUUGUUACGCUGGGCGAGCUGUUCCUUAGAAACUGUGGAAAUGGAGAUGAAGAGGUUUUUGAAAAAAUCAAGCUCUUAAUAGAAGACACUUUACCAAACGGCUGACGGUCAUGGAAGGUUACAGACUGGUCAAAGGAGGAGUUAUUAGG
Molecule: messenger RNA, 242 nt
Organism: Acanthoscelides obtectus
Lineage: Eukaryota; Metazoa; Arthropoda; Insecta; Coleoptera; Chrysomelidae
Source: the annotation of a GenBank genome assembly